CACAAUUCUCUUUUCCAUCUGCCUCAACAUGCCAAAAAUCAACGUGACAUUCGACGAUUUUGAUCCCCUCCUCGUUUACUCGGAUUACACCCAAUGGUCCACUCCGAACCCGCAAGACAACCCGACAUGGUAUAACGCGAGUGAAAACGAAACGGGCGUACCGUGGCAUGAGGCUACCAUGCACUACACCACCACCCAAGGCGCUUCAUUCGCAUUCAACUUUACAGCUUCAUCAGCUUGGAUAUAUGGUGCUUCCGGUCCUUCCUCUUCCGCUACCAACUAUACAAUGACGCUCGACGGGACCUCUUCCUCCCAUACAGCUGAAAAUACGACCUCCUCCGAUAACACGCUUGGUCAAGGGCGGACGUUGUUAUGGAGUGUACAGGGGCUGGAAGAAGGGGAGGUACAUGAAGUAGAGUUGAGGAAUGAGGGGAGCGGGGUGGGAGUGGACCUGGUUGUGCUGGAAGUUGAUGUAGGUGAGAAUACGAGUAACUCGACGCUGGAUAAUACUAGCCCUGAGAUCAGUUACACUGGGACGUGGGAUAGCAAUAAUGGGAGUUUUUAUGGAGGUUCCAGCUCGUACACCCAAGGUGCAGGCAAUGAGUUUUCUUUCAAUUUCACCGGCUCUGCGCUGUAUAUCUACGGUGAUCAGGUCAACGAUCACGGCCCAUAUUCCAUCUUUUUCAACGCCUCUACCAUCCCUUACGCGACGUAUAGUGGCCGGUCAGGAUGUGGCGUCGGUGGCGUGGAGAAGAGCUGUGAGAAAUUGGGGACUCUGAAGGUAUUUGUAGGUGGGCUUGGAGAGGGGGAACACCAAGUCAGGUUGAUCAAUGAGGGUGAGGGAACUUAUUUCGAUUUUGAUUACCUCGAAUAUACCACUCCGUCGACUUAUCCCUCUUUCACCCUUGAUCCAACCUGCGCCAACGGUAUUUGCGCGUCUUCCUCUUCCGGCAAUAUCACCACUACCGCAGCAUCCGGAGCCUCUGGUGCGGCCACAAGCGCAACUACUUCUGCGCCUUCAUCUAGCGAGAGUAGUGGUGCAAAUGCCAACUUGUAUAAUCGUGAAAGAGGAUAUGCAGGGUUGGGGACUGGGCUUUUGGUAGGGGUCAUGGGCGUUUGGGGUAUGAGAAAGAUGGGUUGGGCAUAAAUGAAACUAUGAACAUUGGACUAUACUAUCGUCGUCAUACGUCUGUAUCUACAUCCCGACUAUCAAUACCUGUACCGU
Cryptococcus deneoformans JEC21 is the source of this 1225-nucleotide messenger RNA. Its product is annotated as expressed protein. The record is from RefSeq and is a predicted model, not a curated record. The transcript is spliced from 4 exons. The coding region runs from base 29 to 1147 and encodes 372 amino acids. NCBI's taxonomy places the organism in Eukaryota, Fungi, Basidiomycota, Tremellomycetes, Tremellales, Cryptococcaceae.